AUGGAAGAAGCUGCACCAGUUUAUGUUGUUUUGGCAGGUGCAGGUGAUCAUGCAGAUUCACCAAAAGUUAUUUAUAAGUGAGUAUUUAACUUUUUUUCAAAAAACGAAAUAAUUGAUUUUUUCAGUUCCGUAAAAGACGUGGCGAAAUUUGUAAACUCUCCAGAAGGAAAGAAAAUCAACGCAAGGUUCAGGAAAUUUGGAACUCCUCGAGAAGCUCAAAAUUUUCUCGAUUCGGGACCUUGUUUUUCAGCAUGCGAAGAGAAAGAAAAGGAAAAUGUAGCAGUUCCAUCAGAACCAGUCAGUCCAUUUUCGGGAGUCAAUCGAAUACAAAUGAAUGAGCUCAAAAAGUAUAUAGAUAAAGGAGAUAUGGAAAAUUUCAUGCGAUUAGUGGAGACAAAUCCUCGAUUUUUGGUGAAUACCGGCGGCGAUGUCGCUUCGAUUGUUAUGGAGGGAUUUCGAUACAAUGCUCUUCAUCUCGCUGCAAAAGCGGGACAAGCUGAAAUCGUUGCCAAAGUUUUAAAUCUCUGUAAUUGUCUGAAAUUUCUCACAAGAUUAUAUGGAACGAGCGAAGAAGAUGUUUUGCAACGCCGUGAUUUUAUAAUCUCUUCAUAUUUGAAUACUCCAGAUAAAGGGAAUUUCGAUACACCUUUGCAUUUUGCGACGAAAUUUGGAAAAUUGAAUGUUGUCAAAGAAUUGGCCAAAUAUCAAUUACUUGAUAAAACAGCAAAAAAUAAGUGAGUUUAUUAUUUUUCAAUAAAAUUUUUAAUGCUGAUUUUUUUAGAUCUGGAAAAACUGCACUGGAAGUCGCUUGUGAACGAUAUAAUGAAAAUGAUAAGCAAGAAGUUUUGCGGGAAAUUCAGUUAACUUUGCAAGGAAUUUAUGUGAAUUUGACAAGAACACAUGAAAAUACGCGACCAAGUUUACGAAUUUCGACAACUUCCCAAAUCGACAGUGAUAUUUUGAAAAUCUGCGCAUCUGCUGGACCCUUUUUAUCCUAUGAUUUGGCAGAAGAAUUUGCUAAAAAAUGGCAAAUUUCUGGAAAAGAAAUAAAGUUGCUUGAUUUUGAGAAAGGAUGGGAAAAAGUUGGACGAGUUUUAGCUGGAAAUGAAUGUGAGAAUCGAGUUGGAUGGGCUGAAACAUGGCGAUUUUUGGGAGAAAAUGAUGGAUUGGUGAAUUUGGAGACAGAAAAUGGAUUGAGAAUUGUUGAGGAAUUUCUAUCGAAGCGAAAAACUUUGUUGAGGCAAGUAAAUAAAUUUCAAAAAUAA
Molecule: messenger RNA, 1265 nt
Organism: Caenorhabditis angaria
Lineage: Eukaryota; Metazoa; Nematoda; Chromadorea; Rhabditida; Rhabditidae
Source: the annotation of a GenBank genome assembly